Podarcis lilfordi (Lilford's wall lizard) is the source of this 8602-nucleotide messenger RNA. Lineage: Eukaryota; Metazoa; Chordata; Lepidosauria; Squamata; Lacertidae. The record is from the annotation of a GenBank genome assembly.
AGACAGGAAAGGGGAUCCCGUCCUGCCUUAAAUGAUCGACUCUGCAAGGGGCUGCCUGGGCUUCCCAUGCAUUUUAUUUUGCACGGCUUGCGGGGCGCGGCUGUCUCCGUGGGGGAGCCUUGCUGCAGCCCCUGGUAAGUUUCACAAUAUGCAACUGAAGGGUGUGCAUUUUGGGGUGCGGGUGGGUGUGUAUCUGAGAUCGGGUUUGCAAAAAGAAGGGGGAGGAUGCCAGCAAUGUGGCCUGUUUAUUUCUGUGUCCAGAGGUAAGAUCCGAGGCCCUGAAAUUGGAUACAAGAAGCUUUAUGUCCUUGUUGCCAUUUUUAAUCUCCACGGGUCUGUGGAGCGAAGGAACUCACAAGCAAACUGAUCCGCGGGUGCAUUGAUAUUUAUUUUAAUUUUUACCUGCUCAGGGCUACGUUCCUAAGGAAUAGGGGUGCAGAGACAGGACUGCAGUCCAGCCCUUUUCUUUUUAAUAAAUGCCAAUCCACUCGAGAUAUUUCUUUCUUUUUUUAAAGCCAAUUCACUUCAGAUUUAUUGCAUUUUUAUAUUUUUUAUUGCCAGAGGCAGAUGUUCAAUAGGGUGAAAAAGAAAUCAAGAAACCAGGCUGUAUGGAACGGUCUGGGGUCUGCUGCAUUUGGGAACAAAGGCCAUCAGAAAAGACAAAGGCAUGAAAAAGGCUGUCAGAGAGAUUCCGUGAGAAAACAUUUCUCAUAUAUUGCCUCUAAUGUCUUCUGCACCUGGGGGAGAGAUCCGAUCUGAGAGAGUUUUUGGAUCCAGACCUUUAUAAAUAAAUAUAAAUAGUUAUGUCAUCCAGGCACAUUUCUUUCUUACAGGGAUGGGGGGGUGACCCCUGGCCCCUCCAGAGGUUGUGGGGCUCCCAACUCCCAUCAGCCCCCAGGCUGCGCAGCCUAGUGGUCAGGGGGAGAUGGGAGUUGUAGUUCAACAGCAUCUGGCGGGUGCUAGAUUGUCAGUUUUUCUGGACUGGAGUCGUUGUCAGGCGCCCAAAGUGUUGUUUCUGUUGUUGUUAUGGUUAUGAUUACAUGCCUAAUUACCUCAUUUCCUCUCCUCGGUUUUUGAUCACAGUAUAUUAAAGCCCUGCGUAUGUCGUGGAUUAAAAGGGCCUGGCUAAACUCUACCCGGUGUUGGACUUCAACUCCCAUCAGCCCCUGCAGCCAGUUUGGCCAACAGCAGGGGCUGAUGGGAGUUGGAGUCCAGCACCGCCUGGAGGGCCACACAGACUCCCUCAUCCAUGGUCCAGGAGCAACACUUCCGCUUUGGGUUUAAGAGGGCCCAGGGCUUCCAGUUUCAUGAAUGGGAAGGAGACUGCUGAGUCUUAAUCAGCAAAACCAGUUGCAUAUUAUUAUUAUUAUUAUUAUUAUUAUUAUUAUUAUUAUUAAUGCAAUUUGUAUACUGCCCUCCAUCCGCAGACAUCAGGGCAGUUCACAGCAUAGAGGCCUGUAGUAGGAAUGCCAGCCCUGUAGCCUGACUCCCGAGUCCUGCCUGGUUCAUGUCUUUUUGCUCCUACAUGGAGUUUAGGGUCAGAGCAACUGCUUCCAUCAUCAUCAUCAUCAUCAUCAUUUGUUUAUUUUGCUUUCAGAUCAAAGUUUUACAGUCACAUAUCCAAUAUACAACAUAAAAACAAGAUUCCAAAGAAUCUCCCAGACUUUCCUCCUCCUCUUUGUGGGUCCUAUUGUUAGCCAUUUCCUCCUGCAUCUUUCACGAUAAUCCAAAUCUUUUACAUCUCCGUUAUGUCCAAAAUUCACCAUUAAACUACAAGUGUUAUUCCAGUCCUACUAACCGUUCCAACAGUUUACAAUGGUUUUUAAGAGAAAUUAUAAAUUUUUCCCCAUCCCUUAUUAUUCUUCCUGAUUUCUGAUUCUUCCGGUCAUUUUUGCCAAUUUGGCAUAAUCCACCAACUUAAUCUGCCAAUCCCUGGCAUCUCCCAUUAAAUCAGGGACAGAGUACCUGUGACGCUCCAGAAGUUGCUGGACUCCAAGUCCCAUCAGUGACUGUAGCCAAUGGUGAGGGAUGAUGGGAGUUGUAGUCUAAUAUAGUGGCAGAUUCCAAAGUGCAGGGUCCCUUCAUGAGUGCCGUAGCCACUCCCCCUUACAGACACUCUCUUCCUAAGAUGAAACGACCUUCAUAUGCAGUAAUCGUUGUAUUAUGUGAACUGCCCUGAUAUACAAAUUUUAUUAAUAAUAAAAAUAAUAAUGCCAUAAUAAUUAGGGAUGCACUGUGACAGUUGAUGUGGCUCUCUGUGUUUUGCCUUUCAGCUAGAUCUGCUAUUUUACCUGUGCACAUACCUGGGCAGAUUAUUGGGAGCGCUCCCAUAUAGAAUCAUAAAAAUGUAGCGUUGAAUGGACUUCCCCAUGGUCAUCUAGACCAACCCCCUGCAGAGCAGGGAUCUCAAGCAUCUGUGGCAGAUGGCCCUCCAACCUCUGCUUUAUAAAAAACCUCUGAGGAAGAAGAGUCUGCCACCUUCUUUCAGAGCGACUUAAAUUGUGUGUUCUGUGAAGCUCCAUUGUACAUAAAAGAACUUGUAGCUUCUCUCGAACCCAAAGCUCCUUGUGUUUUCAGUCUUUGGAGCAGGCAGGGGCUAAAAGUUGCAUUCUGGGGUCUCCCUUUGACAUUUUGUUAUAUAGGAGCAGCCACCGUAAGGUCACUAACGGGCUGCCCUGGUCAGUUGACGUGUUCUAUGGAUUUCUAGAUAUUGCCAUUUCUGAUGUCAGUUGUUGUGCCCUUGUCCUCUUCUUUUGUGUUGGGACUGGCCUUCUUGUUUUAAAAGGUAAAGGGACCCCUGACUGUUAGGUCCAGUCGUGGACGACUCUGGGGUUGCGGCGCUCAUCUCGCUUUACUGGCCAAGGGAGCCGGCGUACAGCUUCCGGGUCAUGUGGCCAGCAUGACUAAGCUGCUUCUGGCGAACCAGAGCAGCGCACGGAAACGCCGUUUACCUUCCCGCCAGAGCGGUACCUAUUUAUCUACUUGCACUUUGAGGUGCUUUCGAACUGCUAGGUUGGCAGGAGCAGGGACCGAGCAACAAGAGCUCACCCCGUCGCAGGGAUUCGAACCGCCGACCUUCUGAUCGGCAAGCCCUAGGCUCUGUGGUUUAACCCACAGCGCCACCCUCUUCUUUCUUUCUUUGUCUUCUUCUUUCGUGUAGGGACUGGCCUUCCUGUUUUACGUAGAGGCAAAUGACAACAUACGCCGGCUUCGCUGGAAUGUCUGUGAAGCAAGAUUCUCAGCCUGUUUAUCUUUUCCCAAAGACACUAUAAGAUGGCGCUGGACUCCAAAACAGGUAAGACUCUGGCUGUGACAAGGAUGAGGGAAUCUUUAUCACCUUGAGGGCCACAUUCCCUUUCAGGGGCCACAUCCCAGUGGUGGGUGAUGCAUAUAAUACCAUUAAAACUGCCCCCCUGUAUCUGAGCCGAAGAGGGAAUAUCUGAAUGGCACCGGCGAACUAAUAAUUCACCGUUGACUGAAACAAGGAUGCGAAGCCUGCAUGGUCCUCCAGAUAUUUUGGUUGGACUACAACUCCCAUCAUUCCUCUCUGCUGGCUAUGUUGGCUGGAGCCAAUGGGAGUUGUAGUCUAGCAAUUUGUGGAGGGCCACAGGUUCCUUCUCACUCCUACUAGAAUGGGAAACAAUUCAAGCUUUGGAAUGCAACUUAGUAAUAGUCGUCUUUCUUCUUUGGUGACCACUCUUAGCCAAGCUAGACUGUCUUCCAUGAACACGGUUUGAACAGUGAGUCUGUAAGUGACACUGGAGGCCAAUUCUGGAUCCACACGUCCUUCCACAGUGGGGACAUAGGUUUCCGGGCAGGAGUUGAUCAUGGUCAGGGUUUGCCAAGCGUGCCUUCCUCUUAGCACGUUUCUGCCUUUUGUCCCGAGUUAGAGCAUCUUCAAAGCCCAUGACACCUUUGGUAAAGGCUGGUCUCCAAUUGGAGCGCUCGCAGGCCAGUGCUUCCCAGUUGUCCGUGUUUAUACUACAUUUUUUUAGAUUUGCCUUGAGAGAGUCUUUAAACUGCUUUUGUUGACCGUCAGCAUUGAGCUUCCAUUUUUAAGUUUAGAAUAGAGUAGUUGCUUUGGAAGACGAUAAUCUGAACAUGACCAGUCCAACAAAGUUGUUGUUUUUGUAUAUAAAACACACAGUUGUUGUUUUUUGUAUAUAAAGCAAACAAAAAAAUUCCCAGGACUUAAUGCAAUAUAUUUUUUGUCUACAAAAAAUUGUUGUGCCCAAAGAAUUAAAUAUAAACUUCUGUAAGGCAAUUCCUUUGAUUGGAUCAAUUUUUCUUGCUGGUAAAAAGAUGCAAGCUUUUGGAUUUCACAGAUUAGUUUCAUUUGGCUGAAGAGAUUGGCAAUUUAAAUUCUCAGCUAUAUGAACAAUAACGGGUGCUAUUACUAUUACUACUACUACUACUACUACUUCCAGCCUUUUAGAAGACAUCUGAAGGCAGCCCUGUUUAGGGAAGCUUUUAAUGUUUGACAGACUAUUGUAUUUUAAUAUUUUGUUGGAAGCUGCCCGGAGUGGUUGUGGAAACCCAGCCAGAUUGGCGGGGUAUAAAUAAUAAAUUAUUGCUAUUGUUAUCAUCAUCAUCAUCAUCAUCAUCAUCAUCACUACUAGUAAAGGUAAAGGGACCCCUGACCGUUAGGUCCAGUCGUGACCGACUCUGGGGUUGCGGCACUCAUCUUGCUUUAUGGGCCGAGGGAGCCGGCGUACAGCUUCCGGGUCAUGUGGCCAGCAUGACUAAGCCACUUCUGGCGAACCAGAGCAGUGCACGGAAACACCGUUUACCUUCCCACCAGAGUGGUACCUAUUUAUCUACUUGCACUUUGAUGUGCUUUCGAACUGCUAGGUUGGCAGGAGCAGGGACCGAGCAACGGGAGCUCAGCCCGUCGCGGGGAUUCGAACCGCCAACCUUCUGAUGGGCAAGUCCUAGGCUCUGUGGUUUAGACCACAGCACCACCCGCCUCCCUAUCACUACUAGUACUACUAUUAAUAAAAUUUGUAUACUGCCCUAUACCUGUAGAUCUCAGUUAACCUAUGGAACUCUCUGUCACAGGAGGCAGGAAUGGCCACCAACCUGGGUGGCUUUGAGAGGAUUAGACAAAUUGCGCUUGUGCUCAUGUCCUGCUUGAGGACUUGGCCAGUGUGAGAACAGGAGGCUGGACUGACCUGAUCCAGCCAGCAGGCUGUUACCUUUUUAAGAAGAAGAGAUUCAUUUUUUAAAAAAAUCUUGUUGUCGUAGGUUGUGCUUCCAUGACUGAGAGUGAGGAGAUUUCCUUACACCUCGAGCUCUCCGAACCCGGAGCCUCACCUGACAGAACCAAAGAGAGCAUUUCCACGUCUCAUGUGCCGGAAGAUGCAUCUGUAGAUCUCACAGGUAACCCAAUGGAUCAGAGGAGGAGUGUAUCCCAAGAAGGACUCUCGGCAGAUGUCAGUGAAUCGGAAAACGUGCAGGCGCUUGGGAAGGCUGGCAGACGCAAGCUGCGCAUCGGGGAAAGUGCAGAGCCUGUCUCCCAUCGCCUUAGACGUCAAAGAAUCUACAAACCGGAGAAAACCCGCAAAUGCACGCACUGCGGGAAGCACUUUGGCUGGAGGGCGAACCUUUUGGGAGAGAAAACCCAGGCAAGGGCGACAUGCUCAAGCUGCAGAGAGCUGAUGGGUCAGAGCACGCAGCUCCCAGUAACCAGGAAAAUGCGCAAGAGGGAGAAAGCGCAUCAGUGCACCGCCUGCAAGCAGGUCUUUGUGGGGAGCUCAGAACUGGCCGUGCAUAAGAAAGUCCACCAAGCAGAAAAACCGUACAAGUGCCUGGAUUGCGAAAAGCGCUUUUGCUCCAAGGCGAACAUGCUCCGGCACCACCAGAUCCAUACCGGACAGAAACCGUAUCAGUGCUUAGUUUGCGGGAACACCUUCCGGCAGCAGGAGCAGCUCAUUGCGCACGAGAGAACGCACACGGGCGAGACACCCUUCCACUGCGUGGUGUGCGGGAAAGACUUCAACAGGAAGUCAGUCUUCCUGACACAUCAGAGAAUCCACACGGGCGAGAGGCCGUACAAAUGCUCCUUCUGCAACAAGCGGUUCAUCCGCAGGGCCUACCACGCCAUCCAUGAGAGAAUCCACGCCCGGGAGAAGCGCUACAAGUGCUCCGAGUGUGGGCAGAGCUUUAACUGGAAUUCGGAGUUCAUCGAGCACUUGAGGACCCACACCGGAGGGAAGCCCUACAAGUGCCUGGGCUGCGAGAAGCGUUUCGGCUGGCACUCAGACCUUAUCAGACACCAGAGAAUCCACACGGGCGAACGGCCCUACAAGUGCGCCCACUGCCGGAGGGGCUUCGUCCAGAGGGCGCAGCUCCUCUUGCACGAGAGGACCCACACCGGCGAGAGGCCCUACAAGUGCUCCUACUGUGGGAAAAGCUUCAGCCGCAGCUCGGUCCUCAUCAGGCACCUCCUGCUGCACACCGGGGAGAAGCCGUACAACUGCCUGGACUGCGGGAAGAGCUUCUGCGAGAGGGCCCAGCUGGUGUCCCACGAGGUGACGCACGCCGAGGAGAAGCCCUACAAGUGCGCCGACUGCGGGAAAAGCUUCAGCUGGAAGUCGGCCUUCACACGGCACCGGAGGAUCCACACGGGAGAGAAACCCCACAAGUGCCCCGAUUGUGGGAAGAGCUUCAUUCGAACCACCCACCUUGCCACCCACCUAAGAACCCACGGGCGGGAGGCUGACAGCGAUGCUUUAAUCGGGGAGGGCAUUUUAAAUGAAGGUGGCGGCUUAAUGUAGAAUGAAGAAUCCCUGCGAGGAGCGGUGGCUGAGACACGAGGCCAGAUAGGGGGAUGCCCCGCCAACCUCGCCAGCCAGACUUCCAGUCCAGGGGGUGGCAGCACUGUCUGUCAGCUUCCUCUUUAAUCUCCAUGUUUCCCUGGAAGAAUUCAGCAGGGAAGAUGGCAGGACAGAACUAGAAUUAGUCGGCUCUGCCUGACAUUGGCUCUCUGGCGCCACCUACUGUCAGGCUUCCACCAGGCUCAACAGUCAACAUCCAUGACUGCAUACAGACAGGUAGCCAUCUCAACGUUUGACGCUUUGGGCUGGCAUAGCAGAAUGCGACUCAAAAGCCCUCUGAACGAAUCGUACCUCAGCCACGAGUUUGCUAGUUGGCCUUGGCCAAGCACCCAGUUUUAAGAGCCUCGGCGUCCCCAUCUAAACACUCGUGUGAAGAAUUCUGGGAACUGUAGUUUAUUAAGGGUGAUGAGAGACAUUGGGAGACACACACACACACAUCCCGGCCGCCUAUUCCCCUCACAGCGCUUACAAUUCCAAGACCGAUUUUCCAUCCUUCGUCCCAGGGAGUUGUAGCUUUCUGAGGGAAAAUAGAGGGGAUCUCCCAACACUCUUACAGUUCCUGGGGUUCUUCAGGAGAAGCCAUGGCUGUUUAAAGUGGUACAAGGCUGCUUUAAGUGUAUCGUGCAGGUGGAGCCGCACUGAGAGAAUGCAUUUUGUAUGGCGAGGGAGAAUGAACCAGGGUUGGGGGGCAGAGAAGUAUGGGUUGGCUGAGCUGGGGUGGCAGGGCAAAAAUUCACUGCAGCCCAUCAAAGGAAACUCCACACGAAUCUUCAGGCCCAGAAGAGGAGCCGCUGUUGCAGCAGAUGGAGAUUCCCAUCUAGUUCCCAAGAUUUGGUCUUAUGAGGCAAAGGCACUUGUCCUCAACAUAAGAAUGUGAUGUAUACGUCUCACUGUUGUUAUUAUUUUGUUGGUUAUGUUUUUCUGUUUCCUUGUGUCCAAUGCAGUCUUUACUUCUCUUGAGCUCAUCUCUUACAUUGCUUGAUAAAGCUAGUCGGUUUAUUUCAAGUUCUUUCCUUUCUCACUCUGCUCCGUUAACGGGGCUGGGAUACAAAGAACAUGCAGGUUUUAUGCUGAGUGUAAAUGUCACGGACGUGUGCUCGGAGUGUAUCUGACACCCAGCCAAAUUUCUUCUUAGGAUCAGGACCAAGGAAAAUCUGCUGGUAUAUUUUUUAGUUGAACUCAGAUUUGCACAGCACUGAUUGGCCAGUACUUGUGUCAGUCCUGAAUUUUCAGAGUUGGGCUGUUGCACAGCACUGACUGUCACUCAUGAAACCACGAACCCUCACUGACUGUAACAGACUAAAAAGCUGCUCAUUUAAUCUGGGAGUAUUAUUAUUAUUAUUAUUAUUAUUAUUAUUAUUAUUAUUAAAUCAAAACAUUUCCAGUCAACUGAUCUAACCAUUGAAUGAACUUAAUGUUGCAGCCCUAACUGAAACACACACAAACAUUAAAUAAAACAGAUUAUGUAUUACAGCGUUCUUAAACCAAGGCGUGCUUUCCCAUAGCAGCGGGGGACUCAAUUUACAAAUGGAACACACUCAACAGGAAGCGAAACAUGUUCUUAUUCCAAGGCAAAGUUCACAAACCAAAACACCUCUACUUCCGGGUUUGCAGCAUUCUUCAUCCAAGUUGUUCAUAAACUAAACUCUUCUUAAACCAAGGUACCACUGUAUAAAAGUCUUUUUUUAUAUAUUUUUUUGUUAAAAUAAUUCGACAUUAAUACACAUACAAACAUACAAACAUACAUUUCAUACAACAUACCUACA